AUGUUCGCAAUAGUAUUCCUCUAUCUCACACUUUCAUCUUUAGGAACAGAUCCUUGCUAUUCCAAAGAUACAGACAAGAAAUGCAUCAAAGAUAGUACAACAACGACAAAAUGUUCAGGUACAGUCACUAUAUCCGCUGCUGAUGCAAUGCCACUUUGCGUGGAUGCUUUUAAGGACAACACUGGUAUCACCAGUUUUGUUUAUGAAGGAACUGAUAAAUUGGAAAUUGGGGCAAAUGCAUUCAAAGGAGCAACCAAAUUGUCAGCAUUCACUGCGAAAGCUGGAAUCAAAACAAUUGGAGCCAGUGCAUUUGAAGGAGCAGCUGUUUUGACAAAAAUUGAUGUAAGUGGAGCAACUGAAAUACCAGCAAACGCCUUUAAGGAUUGUGUAUUAUUGGAUACUCUCACUGGUACUGAGGCUAUUACUACUGUCCAGGCAGCCGCCUUUUCUGGUUGUGUUAAACUCACUUCAGUUAACUUCUAUGCUCCUUUGGUCACUCUUCUCGACCAAAUGACAGCCCAAACAAAUUUUUUCUUCCAUGGAAAAGUCCAACCAACAACUCUUCCAACCACAACAUCUCCAAUUAAUGCAAAUUUGAAAGUCUAUGUUCAAGAUUCUUACUUGGCUACUACUUUUGGAACUCUUGCUGUAUUAAAAGCUCAUUGCAGUACUCUUCAAUGUGUUGAUGUUACUCCAGCAACACCAGAAGUCCCUCCAUCUAGUGGAAAGAUGGCUGAAAGUCCCAAAUGUAAGGAUUGUGAUGUUAAAUUAAUGAGUGUUGAUGGUAAUAACUAUUAUUGUGAAAUUGAUAUGACUGAGUGUAUUUCAACUCAUGAAAACUGCAGAAUUUGCCUUGAUGGUAAAUGCACCAAAUGUGGAACAACUGCACAGUAUUUGGAAAAUGACAAAUGUGUAACUGACUGCGCAGAAGGUAAUUAUAAAGACACGAUCAACUCCGUUUGUGAAAAAUGUGACACUGGUUGUAAAACAUGUACUGAAAAGGGAAAAUGCACAAGCUGCCCAGAAGGUCACUUGUUGCUUGAUGAUACUAAAAAAUGUACCACUGAUGCCAAUUGCCCGGCUGGAUAUUAUAAAGAUAACACAAAUUGCAUGAAAUGUUCUAUAACGGAUUGUGGUGAAUGUACUUCAAAGACAGAAUGCACAAAAUGCACAAAAGGAAAUUUGAUUAAAGACAAAACUAAAUGUGAAGCCAAUUGCCCAGAUAAAUUCUACCCUGUUAACAAUGUUUGCACUGAUUGUGAUACUACUUGCAAAAAAUGUACCGAAGCUGGAAAGUGCACAGAAUGCCCAGAUAACACAUUUUUGAUUGAAGACACCAAAAAGUGUACCACCAACUCCGAAUGCCCAGCUGGAUACACAAAGGAUACUGCAAACAAAAAGUGCUUCAAAUGUGAUGUUUCGUGUAAAACGUGCAAGGAUUCAAAUACAUGUGAAACAUGUGCUGACACUUAUUUGUUUGUUGAAGACACAAAGAAGUGUGUGAAGGAUAAAUGUCCAGAAAACUACUUCACCAUGGAUAAGACAUGCAAAGCCUGUAUGUCUGGUUGCAAAACUUGCACCAAAGUAGACGACUGCUCUGCUUGUAUAACUGGAAAACUGUUUGAGGAAGGAACAAUGAAAUGUGUCGACAAUUGUGAACUUGGAUUUUUCAAGAAGAAUGACACCAAUUGUGACAAAUGCUCGGAAAAAUGCGAGAAGUGCUCUGUCCUUGAAAUUUGCGACAAGUGUGUUGAUGGUUCUUUAAUGAGUGAUAAAAAGUGUGUUAACAUGUGCCCAGAAGGUACGUUUGAAAAAACUGGAGUCUGUGAGAAAUGCAAAGACAAAAGUGAGUACAAGACUCCAUGCACAGAUAAAGAGUGUGAAAUGUGCACUGCUUCGGGUGCUUUUGCGACAUUAAUUAUGUUUGCAGUUGCACUCUUUGUGAUGUUCUAA
Messenger RNA from Entamoeba invadens IP1, 1953 nucleotides. RefSeq lists its product as hypothetical. The coding region runs from base 1 to 1953 and encodes 650 amino acids. The record is from RefSeq and is a predicted model, not a curated record. The transcript has a single exon. NCBI's taxonomy places the organism in Eukaryota, Evosea, Mastigamoebida, Endamoebidae.